AAAAUAAAAUCUUAGGGGAAAAAAAAAGAAAUGGAGAGGAGUCCAUCAGGAAGGGCUCCUUGGUAGAAGGUAGUUUUAAACAGGAUUGAAAAAGAAGGGAAUGGACAGAGCUGAGCAGGUGUUUGUUGACUAACAAGAGCUGGGACCUUGGAGAUAUGGAGGGAAAUCGAACAGGGCCUGGCCUCUGAUCUGCUCAAAUCUAGUUGGGCAGGCAAGGUGUGAAUUCAUGAAGAAGCCACUAACCAUGGUGACGCGAUGGUUCUUAGCCUUCACCAACCAUCAGAAUCACAUGGGGAAACUUGUUUAAAAUCCUGAUUCCCAGGCCUCACUAGACCUACUCGUGUGGGAUGGGGUUGAGGAGCUGUGGCAAAUGUGCAGUGUCCUGAGGAGGGAAGGCAUUACCAAAGGAGCGGUUUGAGUUGCAUCUUGAAGGAUGGGUACGAUUUGGAUGUGUGGAGCUGCUGGGGAGUCUGUCCUGGUUGACUUGAGGAGUAACUUUGCUUUGGGUUUGUAGAAAUGGCAUGUGCCAAGUUUCGGAAGUUGGGGUAGGAAAGGCAUUUUGAAAGUGUGAGUGGAAUGAUCAGGCUGGAACACUGGGUUUGCAUGGGAGUGGUGAGAAGGAAGACUGGAAGGAACGGCCUUUGCAGGUGACAGAGGUCACGGGAGUGCUCCCUCUGCCCCCCGCCUCCUCCCCUUACUUCCCUCUUUGUCUUCCCCUUUUUCCUUCCUUCCUCCCUUCCCCCCUUCCCCUCUUUUGUUCUCCCCCCCUCACUUACACAUAACAUUUCUUUCCAUCCUUUAUAUCAAUCUUACGAAGUGGAUAUUAUUCUUAGUAUAGAUGGUCCCUGACUUAUGAUGGUUCGACUUAUGAUUUUUCAGCUUUACGAUGGAUGGUGCAAAAGCGAUAGGCAUUCAGUAGAUCCAGUACAUCGCAUUUUGAUCUUUUCCUGGGCUAGCGAUGUGAGGUAGGAUACGCCUGUGACGCUGGGCAGCAGCAGCGAUCUGCAGCUCUCAGCCAGCCACCUGAUCAUGAAGCAUGGUGUGCCAAGUGGUGCCAUGUCUGCACCUGGGAUCCGAACCAGUGAACCCCGGGCCGCCGAGAAGCAGAACGUGCAAACUUAACCACUGUGCCACCGGGCCGGCCCUGUAAGAGUCUUUUCUGUGUCUGGUGGUCAUCUCACUCACCACUGAGGUGACAGUGACAUGGCUGUGCCCCAGGCCUUCCUGCUGGGGCCCCUCCAUGAGCCUGCAGGUGGCCUGAUGGAGCCCCAGCCCUGCCCUCGAAGCUUGGCUGAGGGCUUCCUGGAGGAGGAGCUUCGGCUUAAUGCUGAGCUGAGCCAACUGCAGUUUUCAGAGCCUGUGGGCAUCAUCUACAAUCCCGUGGAGUAUGCGUGGGAGCCACAUCGCAACUACGUGACCCGCUACUGCCAGGGUCCUAAGGAAGUGCUCUUCCUGGGCAUGAACCCCGGACCUUUCGGCAUGGCCCAGACUGGGGUGCCCUUUGGGGAAGUGAAUGUCGUGCGGGACUGGUUGGGCAUUGGGGGCCCUGUGCUAACCCCUCCCCAAGAGCACCCUAAGCGACCAGUGCUGGGACUGGAGUGUCCACAGUCAGAGGUGAGCGGUGCCCGAUUCUGGGGCUUUUUCCGGAACCUCUGUGGACAGCCUGAGGCCUUCUUCCGUCACUGCUUUGUCCACAAUCUGUGUCCUCUGCUCUUCCUGGCUCCCAGUGGGCGCAACCUCACCCCUGCUGAGCUGCCUGCCAAGCAGCGAGAACAGCUUCUUGGGGUCUGUGACACGGCCCUCUGCCGGCAGGUGCAGCUGCUGGGGGUGCGGCUGGUGGUGGGAGUGGGGCGGGUGGCUGAGCAGCGGGCACGACGGGCUCUGGCAGGCCUGAUGCCCGAGGUCCAGGUGGAGGGGCUCCUGCACCCCUCACCUCGUAGCCCACAGGCCAACAGGGGCUGGGAGACGGUGGCCAAGGAGAGACUGAAUGAGUUGGGGCUGCUGCCACUGCUAACAAAAUGAGUGCCCCUGGGGCACGUAGGACACAGUCAAGGCCCCACGUCAUUCUUGGGCACGCAGAUCUACACGCCUCCUGGACAAGCAACAAGGUCAUCCUCAGCUCCCCGCUUCCCGGGAACCGCGUUCUUUGAUCAUUGGAGCUGUCUUCCGACCCGCUCGGGCAGUCUUGACACUGCUCCUGCUUGCCCUCUGAUCCCUGCUUUCGUCACCUUCCUUUGAGCAUUGCCUCUUUGGCUCUGUGGUACCUAGCUCCACAGAGAGUCAGCACCUGCAAACUGCUCUACCUCACUGUUUCCUUGGGAGUCUCUCUUCAGCUGAGAGUCACCCACACAGUGACUUCUGAGGUCAUAUUUGCUGUUUUAGAGAAAAGAUCCUGCCAGGAUCCCCACCUGUCCUCAUAGAACAGGUUGCUUCAGCUGACCCCUUUCCUCACAGGGACCAGGACAAAGCAUGGGGCAAGGAUGGUAAGAGUGAACUUCUUAUGAGAGACUGAGGCUGGAUCAGAGGGAGAAAGAAUUCAGUGUGGCAGAGUGGGAAAGGCCCGAAGACUGGGAUUUUCAUCCCAGCUUUGAGACUUGUGAACUUUAUGACUUGGGACCAGUUGAUUAACCUCUCCAAGCCUUAGGACCCUCAUCUCUAAAAUAGGGAUCCCUCCCCGUGGGGUUGGUGUGAGGGUUAACUGAGACAACCCUUGAGAAUGCCUUGCAUAGUGCCUGGCACAGGGGUACUCGUUACACCUCUUGCCUCCGGGCUGGGGAGUCACUGCACUACAAAGGAAGCCCCUCCACCCUGAAGACCCUGCUGGGGGGUCUGGGCCUCCUCCUUGGCCAGGCGAGGGGCGGAUUCUAGCCUUGCCAGCAGUGGACCAAUGACUUUAUGAAAAACCCAGCUUAUGAUUUUUCAGUCUUAAGCAUUAAAAGCUCCUAAACCCUUUGUCUUGGUCCUUUCCCCUCCUGCAUGUCAGGGAUGGAAGGUGGUCGUUUAGAUGUUCCUCUCUCUUACCUCUUCACUGUUUGCAAAGGGUUCUCUUGGGUAGCUGAGGGCGUUGAUGUAAACAGACCAGUUGCCUUACCAAAGCUGCAGGGUCUCCGUUAGAGGCCUGUCCCGCAGUUUGGGGACACUGUGGGGAGCAGGGGUGGGUGGCUGGGAGCCUGGGAUCUCCAGCUAACUCGUCUCUUCUGUCUGCUGCAUGACUGGUUGGCGGGCCCCUUUGGUAGGGGCCAGGAGAGUGCUUCGAGUUGGGAGCAGAGCAGGUCCUGAGACCACCUUCCUGAGGAACACACGGUCGAGCUCUAUCUCUUGGGACAGGUGAUCUCCAGCUUUCAAAAUUAAGAUUUUUAGUACAAGUAUCCCCCUCCUCCAGCCAAAGUGUAUAAUAAAGAUUUUUUUUUAACAGAUUGGCACUUGAGCUAACAUCUGUUGCCAAUC
Molecule: messenger RNA, 3447 nt
Organism: Equus quagga
Lineage: Eukaryota; Metazoa; Chordata; Mammalia; Perissodactyla; Equidae
Gene: SMUG1
Product: single-strand-selective monofunctional uracil-DNA glycosylase 1
Exons: 4
Coding region: 1204-2022 (272 amino acids)
Biological process (GO): base-excision repair
Molecular function (GO): oxidized pyrimidine nucleobase lesion DNA N-glycosylase activity; single-strand selective uracil DNA N-glycosylase activity
Source: RefSeq, a predicted model, not a curated record